AUUUUGCGGUAUCCAUAGCAUUAUCACAAAUAAAUAAAUAAGCUUAUUAAUUCAAUAAAUUGUUGCAAUUUAUAAGAAAAGUAUUAAAAUAUGGCUACAGCCGCUGCGGCAAAAGUACAAGAAGUACGCGAGUUAACGCGUAUUGAACGUAUAGGAGCUCAUUCCCAUAUUCGUGGUCUAGGUCUCAAUGACAGUCUUGAAGCUAGAAAUAUUUCCCAAGGUAUGGUUGGACAACAAUCAACCCGAAGAGCUGCUGGUAUCAUUUUACAGAUGAUUCGAGAGGGUAAAAUUGCAGGAAGGGCUGUAUUAUUAGCUGGACAACCUGGAACAGGUAAAACUGCAGUGGCCAUGGCUUUAGCCCAAUCACUAGGUGUGGAUACUCCAUUUACUUGCAUGGCUGGUUCAGAAAUUUAUUCGUUGGAAAUGAGUAAAACAGAAGCACUUACACAGGCUAUUCGUAAAAGUAUUGGUGUUCGAAUUAAGGAAGAAACAGAAAUUAUUGAAGGAGAGGUUGUUGAAAUACAAAUUGAUCGACCAGCAACAGGAGUUGGUCCACGUGUAGGAAAAUUAACACUUAAAUCAACAGAUAUGGAGACUGUUUAUGAUUUGGGUGGAAAAAUGAUUGACAGUAUUGGGAAAGAACGCAUUCAAGCUGGAGAUGUUAUUACCAUUGAUAAAGCAACUGGGAAAAUUUCAAAGUUAGGUCGUUCAUUUACAAGAGCUCGUGAUUAUGACGCAACAGGAACAACGACAAGAUUCGUUCAGUGCCCUGAAGGAGAAUUACAAAAACGAAAAGAAGUGGUUCACACGGUUACGUUACAUGAAAUUGAUGUUAUAAAUAGUCGAACACAUGGAUUCCUUGCUCUAUUUUCAGGUGAUACUGGAGAAAUUAAAUCGGAAGUACGUGAUCAAAUUGAUGCAAAAGUAGCUGAAUGGCGAGAAGAGGGCAAAUCUGAUAUUAUUCCAGGAGUGCUCUUUAUUGACGAGGUACAUAUGUUAGAUAUAGAAUGUUUUUCAUUCUUAAAUCGAGCCUUAGAAAACGACAUGGCACCAGUUGUUAUAAUGGCUACCAAUCGUGGAAUAACACGCAUUCGUGGUACUAAUUAUCGAAGCCCACAUGGUAUACCGAUCGAUUUAUUAGAUCGAUCAAUUAUUGUACCCACUUCACCAUAUCAACCAAGUGAAUUGCGUCAGAUAUUAUCGAUUCGAUGCGAAGAAGAGGAUUGUCAAAUGUCAGAUGAUGCAUUGACUGUAUUAACACGUAUCUCACAAGAAACAUCACUACGUUACGCAAUACAAUUAAUCACAACGGCAAAUGUUGUGGCACGUCGACGUAAAGCUACUGAAGUCGGUAUUGAUGAUGUAAAACGAGUUUAUUCGUUGUUCUUGGAUGAACGACGAUCAACACAGUUUCUUAAAGAAUAUCAAGAUGAAUUUAUGUUUAAUGAAAUUAAAGAACCUUCAGCUUCAAUGGAUGUUUCAACUUAGAAGUUUAAGCAAGCAGUAUUCGUUGCAUUCCUUCAUUUAACGAUGUUUAAUUUCAUUGCUUAUCUAUAAUUAAUAACUACAAUUUAUUUUUUAAAACU
Chrysoperla carnea is the source of this 1586-nucleotide messenger RNA. It is a transcript of the gene rept, whose product is annotated as ruvB-like 2. The coding region runs from base 91 to 1488 and encodes 465 amino acids. Gene Ontology annotation, cellular component: NuA4 histone acetyltransferase complex; Ino80 complex; Swr1 complex. Lineage: Eukaryota; Metazoa; Arthropoda; Insecta; Neuroptera; Chrysopidae. Gene Ontology annotation, molecular function: ATP hydrolysis activity; ATP binding; DNA helicase activity. The record is from RefSeq and is a predicted model, not a curated record. The transcript has 9 exons. Gene Ontology annotation, biological process: box C/D snoRNP assembly; chromatin remodeling; regulation of transcription by RNA polymerase II.